AUGCCAUAUUUCCAAUACCAACUGGACAAAAACCCACCUGACCUUUUUUUCCUCUUUCUUCUUUUCGCAGAAUGUGACCAAACGUUCGUAUCCCGUGCCGGCGGUCCAGCGAACGGGACAUUCAACGCGCCACUGCUCACCAAUCCGACGAACCACUCGCGCCAGUGCCUGUACAUUUUCCUAGCAGGUCCAGGUCAGCGGGUUGACGUUACGUUCACGUCGUUCAACCUAAGAGGAUCACCACCGGAUGGAGCGGCAGUUGGUGAACUUCCAGCCUGCGUCCACGAGUACAUGGACGUGUACGCCGAAGUUCAGUCGUCCGAUCCGGCCGAACUGAUAAACUCACCAUUCGGUGGACGCUACUGUGGUCCUAUACCGCCACGUCGUCGCAUUUCGUUGUACCGUGCUAUUGCAUUGUCAUUUUAUACGGAUAAGAACUCGACAACGCCGGAUAUUUUCGAGGGUCGAUAUGCCUUUAUUAAUGAAUCUGAAUACGAGAUUGGUCAGCCGGUCAUUGGGUCGCCAUGUUCCUAUGUAAUUAAUUUUGCUCAGAAACGUACGGGUGCUAUUAUAUCACCAACUUAUCCAGGUGCCUAUCCAAAAGAUAUGUCCUGCACAUAUCAGUUCAUUGGAAAACCAAACCAGCGGGUACGGAUCGAGUUCCGCGAUUUUGACCUGUUCUUCGGAGGACCCCACUGUCCAUUCGACUAUGUACGUGUGUUCGACGGACCGGACAACACAUCUGCCGUGGUUGGCACGUACUGCGGUCAGCAGCGGAACCUGGUGCUAUACUCCAGUGAGCAGUAUCUGUUUGUGCACUUCUCGACACUGCAACGAACGGCCAACACACAGAACCGAGGUUUCAAGGGGAUUUUCGAGUUCAGCGAAAGCUUCGUCAAGCUGGAUUUUAUUCGAGAAAACGAUGGAAUGCACAUUCGGGGCUCGGAAUGUGACCAGAAGAUCCUAUCGAAGAAAGAAUCGACGGGAUUUGUAUACUCGCCCAACUAUCCCUUUCCGUAUAUACCGAAAGUAGUUUGUAGAUAUUUUGUUUACGGCAUGCAGGACGCGCAAAACCUGGAGCGGGUGAAACUGGAAUUCUCGAUUUUCGAAAUUCCGAAAGGAGAGCACAAGGGCGACUCCAACUGCACGGACGGAUACCUGAAGGUCUACCUGAAGGGCCAGGAGGUGGCGGACGCAUACGAUAAAUUCGACCACGAACUGUGCGGCAACGAGCUUCCCCAUGCCGUCAUCAGCGACGGACCCCGGCUGGUGAUGGUGUUCAGCUCCGGUGAAUUGCAAGGCCGUGGCUUCAAGGCGAAGUACACCUUCGAGACGGAGUACAAGAUCCCGGGAACGGCCGCACCGGAUGGGACCUGCAGCUUCACCUAUCGGAGCACUUCGCGCAAAAAGGGCGAAUUUAACAGUCCUCGCUAUCCGUCGAACUACCCCUCCGAAACGAACUGCUCGUAUGUGUUUCUGGCGACUCCGAACGAACAGGUGACGAUCGUGUUCGAUCACUUUAAGGUCAAAGCAGAUGGUGCGAACACCACUUACGGUGCGUAUGGAACAUCCGUUUGCUUCGAAGACUGGCUGGAGAUGUACGUCCUGUACCGGGACGGAACGGAUCGAUUCCUGGGCAGAUAUUGUAGCUUGACGGCUCCUGGUCCAGUGGAAAGUCCCCGCGGAGCUGUUGGUAUUCGAGUUGUGCUGCACACGGAUCAGGAAAACGUGGCCAGUGGGUUCAAAGCACGGUACAUUUUCGAAACUGCCAAAUCUGUGUUCGGUGACUGCGGUGGCAACUACUCCGGAGAGGACUCCGGCGUUGUGACAUCGCCCAACUUCCCGUCUAACUAUGAUGCACCCGGCAAGGGGCUAGCCUCGCGGGCAUGUAACUGGUAUAUUUCGGCACGGAUCGGUUACAAGAUACUGCUGAAUUUUGACUUUUUCGGAAUUGAAGGAGAACCUGCAACUCGUGGAUGCGCUGCAGCCGUUAUGCGUUUGUGGCUCUCGCCCGAAUCGGACAUGUCACCUAUCGAGAUGUGUGGCGAGAAACCCGCUAUGGAGCACUGGCAGUACGUGACCCACGGCCAAACCGCUCGAAUCAGUUUCACUAGCGCAGACAAGGCCAUUGGGGCACAGGGUUUCCGCGUAAUCUGGACCGAAGUGCAGGAUUCUCCAAUCGGGCCCAGCUCAACGAUUUCGCUGCUGUGCGAGUCGACGUACCAUUUUCAGUGUCUCGGUUCCGGUUACUGCAUCUCGGAACGGUUGCGUUGCAACGGUGUCAAGAACUGCGGCUCCCAGGACAAUAGCGAUGAAAUGCACUGCACCACCAUAGUUCCCGAGGAGGAUCACGGCGUGCUCAUAAUAUCCUGCAUAGCCGCCGGCUCGUUCCUAACCUGUCUCCUUUGCACUCUCUGUCAUCGAAAAAGAAAACGCAGACAUCACAGACAGCUGGGUCUGCAUAGGAAUGCUGCCCACUACGAUUCGACGACCAGUGCAACCGGUUUGGGCUCCAGCAGACGGCACUUGCAGGGCGGCGGUAGCCUGUCAGGCAGCCUCCACGGUAUUAAUAACAGCGAACCGAUGGUUAUCCCGCCGGCUCCGCUGCCACCCGUCAGUGUACCGCCGCACGUCUGCAUCAACGAUACCUUGCUCGAUCCGGACGACUUGAACGAUGACCUAUUUGUGAAUAGCUGCGACCGCUUCGACGAUGACGAUUACCCAUUGGGCGAGCAAAACAUUUUAUGUCUGCACUCGAGUUUAUCACGCAACUCCAAGAUUACUACGGGCAAACAGAUAACCGACUCGUGUAAGGACGCUUGGAACAAUUGUGGCAUUUAA
This is a messenger RNA of Sabethes cyaneus, 2841 nucleotides long. RefSeq names its product cubilin. The transcript has 13 exons. Gene Ontology annotation, cellular component: plasma membrane. Bases 1 to 2841 code for a protein of 946 amino acids. Gene Ontology annotation, molecular function: protein binding. The record is from RefSeq and is a predicted model, not a curated record. Lineage: Eukaryota; Metazoa; Arthropoda; Insecta; Diptera; Culicidae.